AUGGCAGACUGGAAAACUUUCCAUUAUAUCAGCUAUGCUUUGCUGUUUUACUUUGCCCUGGAACCGUCAUAUAUCCACCCAGAUGAGCAUUUCCAAAGUUUUGAAGUAUUAACAAAUAAAUUUUACAACUAUAAAACAAAUAUUCCUUGGGAGUUUUCUUCAAAUCCAAGCAGAAGUUAUGCAGUUUUAUACUUAAUUUAUGGUCCUCUUCUUUACAUCAAUAAACUGUUCAAGUUCAAUCCAUUGGCUUUGUUGUACAUAGCUAGACUACAAUUAGUUGUUUCAUACAUAUUCAUUGCACAAUGGAGUACAAGGAUCAUCACUCAAUCCAAACAAGAAGGUUCCAAAACAAUCUAUUUCAUUUUUUCAUCAUAUGUCACAUGGACUUACCAAUCUCAUACAUUUUCGAAUAGCAUAGAGACUCAAAUUUUGCUUAUUGCGUUAUCAAUUUUGCAUAUCUUGAAACUUCAAUCCAACUUGAAAAACCCAACAAGAUCCAAUGGGUUGAUAGCCUUAUUGGGUAUUGUGAUGAGUCUGGGUAUAUUUAACAGGAUCACAUUUGUGGCAUUUUUGUUCAUUCCAUCAUUCUUCUUACUAAAACAUUUCCAAAGGUUCAAGUCAACAGCAAUCACAUUCACGGUGUUUUUCACCAUAACUUCAUUGAUCCUCAUAUUACUUGAUACCAAAUUAUUUGGCUCAGAUCAUAUUUUAAUCACACCAUUGAACAACUUUCUUUAUAACAAAGAUUCAUCAAAUCUUGCUCAACAUGGUCUUCACCCUUACUACACACACCUUCUGAUCAACCUACCACAGCUUGCUGGUCCUGUAUUGAUCCCACUGUUAUACAAAAACAGAUAUACGACCAGCAUUCCAUUUCUUUCAAUAGUGUCUGGACUGUUCAUAUUAUCAGUUAUUCCUCAUCAAGAGCUCAGAUUCCUAACACCAUUAGUUCCAUUGAUUUGUAUGUGUAUUGACUUCCAAAACAUUAGUCCAGCUAUAAUUGUAUGGACAAUGAGAUUAUGGUGUGUUUUCAAUCUUGUUUUUGGUGUCAUCAUGGGAUCAUUACACCAAAGAGGUGUCCUAGUAACUUUGGAUCAUUUAAGAGAGGUUCAAUAUGGUGGUGUUCAAAUUUGGUGGAAAACUUACAAACCUCCAGCUUAUAUUUUGGCUAAUCAGAACUUGACAAUAUCUGAAAAGGAUGUGAUUCACAAUACUGAUAGUAAUCAUAUGAUUGAUUUGAUGGGUGCAGAUGUUAAUAGUUUAGCUGUGGUUCUCGAGAAAUUUGAUCAAUCACUCUUAAUUACACCUCGCUCUUCAAUACCAUUACUUGAAAGAUUAAACAAUACAUUCUCAAUUGAAAAAAUAUGGAGCUAUGACUAUCACUUGGACCUGGACCAUCUUGAUUUUGAAGAUUUUAGAACUCUCAGACCAGGUAUUGAUGUUUACAAUAUCACACAACUGAUAUAA
Molecule: messenger RNA, 1467 nt
Organism: Hansenula anomala
Lineage: Eukaryota; Fungi; Ascomycota; Saccharomycetes; Phaffomycetales; Wickerhamomycetaceae
Gene: SMP3
Product: glycosylphosphatidylinositol-alpha 1,2 mannosyltransferase
Exons: 2
Coding region: 1-1467 (488 amino acids)
Biological process (GO): GPI anchor biosynthetic process
Cellular component (GO): endoplasmic reticulum membrane
Molecular function (GO): alpha-1,2-mannosyltransferase activity
Source: RefSeq, a predicted model, not a curated record